Gloeophyllum trabeum ATCC 11539 is the source of this 1531-nucleotide messenger RNA. RefSeq names its product terpenoid cyclases/Protein prenyltransferase. Gene Ontology annotation, biological process: protein farnesylation. The transcript has 8 exons. Gene Ontology annotation, molecular function: protein farnesyltransferase activity. NCBI's taxonomy places the organism in Eukaryota, Fungi, Basidiomycota, Agaricomycetes, Gloeophyllales, Gloeophyllaceae. The record is from RefSeq and is a predicted model, not a curated record. Gene Ontology annotation, cellular component: protein farnesyltransferase complex. The coding region runs from base 1 to 1431 and encodes 476 amino acids.
AUGACGACCUACCGCCCGACGCCCACCGACUCCCUAUGGACCGAAACGUCGACUUCACAAGCUGAAACGGAGGAAAUAUUGGCGAAGCACAUCCCCUCUGCCGAUAACCCUGCCCAGCCACUUCACCGGAACGCCCACCUGCAAUGGCUCGUGCGGAACCUGAUCCAGGGAUUCCCGACGCGGUAUACGAGCCAGGAUGCGAGUCAGCCGUGGCUGAUGUUCUGGACGCUGCAGAGCCUGAGUACAUUGCAGGCCGGACUGGAUGCGGGGAAUAAGCAGAAGGCGAUAAACACGAUUAUGUCGUGGCAACAUCCGGAGGGGGGAUUUGGAGGGGGCCCGGGGCAGGCGCCGCAUCUGCUUGCGACGUACGCGUCCGUGUGCGCCCUGGCGAAUGUGGGGAGGCCAGGGCCUGGUGGGGGUUGGGACCAAAUUGACCGUGAGAAGAUGUACAAGUUCUUCAUGUCGGUCAAGCAACCGGACGGGUCGUUCACGGUGAUGCAUCACGGGGAGGUGGACGUGCGAGGAAUCUAUUGCAUGCUCGUCGUCGCGACCUUGCUCGACCUCCUCACGCCCGAGCUUGUCGAGGGCACCGCCGCCUUCCUUGCCUCCUGUCAGACCUAUGAGGGCGGCUUCUCUUCCGCCUCACAACCGUACUUCUCCUCGUCCUCCCUUCUUCCCUCUCCUCGCCCCCCGCUCGGAGAGGCGCAUGGCGGGUACACGUUCUGCGCGCUCGCGUCGUGGGUGAUGGUGCGUUCCUUCGCCCCGCCGCCAGAAGGGGUUAGCAUCGACGUGCGGAGGCUCCUGAGGUGGUUAGUCAUGAUGCAGGGGAGCGAGCAAGAGCUUGGGGGUUUCAGGGGGAGGACGAACAAGCUCGUGGAUGGGUGCUAUUCGUGGUGGGUCGGCGGAGCGUUUGCGUUGCUGGAGAUGCUCGGCGUACCGGGGCACCAUGCACAGGAGGAUGAUGUAUCAGAAGGUCAAGAGGGAGCACAUGACGAAUGGGACGACGUGGAUGAUGCGUUGUUUAAUCGGAAGGCUUUGCAGGAGUAUAUCCUGUAUGCGGGACAGCACCCGACUGGCGGGUUGCGAGAUAAACCACCCAAGGUAUCGGAUGCGUAUCAUACGCUGUCAUGUCUCUCGGGAUUGGCGUCUGCGCAGCACCACGUUACGCCAUCAUCCACCCGACGAGAGGAGAUCACACUUCUAUGGGAGACCGACACAGAUUCACCUUUCGACGAGCAGCGGAAGAGCGCCUUCGCCGACGCGCUCGCGUGGGUGGAGGAAGAGGGCGCAUCCAAGUUUGUCGGCGGCUCGGGCAAUCGUGUGAACGCAACACACCCCAUAUUUAAUCUGACUAUGACCCAUACCGAUGCGAUGAUGGGCCAUUUCUACCGCCAAACUGUGCCUCCUAGGAUGGUUAGGAGGCGUCCCUGAAUUUCUAGAAUGCCGGGAUACCCUAUGAAAGAUGUAGCACUAAAGAAGCGUGAAAACCGAAUGUAUCGUAGUAGUAUCCAAACCAAAUCCAAACUGUCCG